UGCACUUUUGAUACAUGACUAUUGUGUUUUCGCCCACACAUGGUCCUUCCGGCAUUGUUUCCGAUGGUUAAAGUCGUCGGAAAAGGACCACAAAUGGUUAAAAAACAUUAGUCAAGUAUCAAAAGUGGACAAAGUGAAAGACGUGGACUAAAGGUGGAAAUGACACAAAACUCGUAGGACCAAAAGUGGAAUUAAUUCGUAUAAAAGAGUGGUAUAACUUUUAAUUUGUUAGGACAUCUUACAUUUAUAAUCCUUUAUAUAAUUAUAUGCAUGCAUGUAUGGAUUAAAAUUUAAAUAUAUAUCUAUAUAUGUAUAUACUUGUUAAGACCCGGGGUUUCAUCCUAAAAGGUGACUGGACAAUAUCGAGAUGUAUAAAUGUGUCAAACAGACCCUUAACAAGAUACCCUUAAUCAUGAGUGCUAAACAAACAGUCAAACCACAACCGGACUUGACUCGGAUACCAUGUUAAGACCCGGGGUUUCAUCCUAAAAAGUCAACUUGAUAGGAGGAGUAAUACAAAGUUUUAUAUAAUGUUUUAUUGUUUUAUAACUUUCCUGUGUGGGACAAAUACUUUUAACAAUACCUUUAUCUGCUGAUCACUGUUGUUGUAAUUAAAACUAAGUAUGUGUUUUUUUCUCCUUGACUGUGUAAAAGGAUUUGCUGAACGCAGUUCACAUAAUCAAAACCAAAAAGAGGAAAUUCACUAUUCUCAAUGACGUCAGUGGGAUCGUGAAGCCCAGCAGGUUAGUUGGACUGCACAAACCAGGCCAGCCCACUGUUAUUAAACUAACUACCUGAAUUGGGCUUAUUAAUUAAGAAUCUUUUAAUGUCACAACCAGGAUGACGUUGCUGCUGGGGCCGCCGGGCUCCGGAAAGACAACGCUGCUGCUGGCAAUGGCUGGAAAGCUCGAUAAAGACCUGCGGGUGAGCGGGAAGGUGACGUACAAUGGCCAUGAUCUAAACGAGUUCGUGCCACAGAGAACAGCUUCUUAUAUUAGCCAACAUGAUCUCCAUAUCGGCGAAAUGACCGUUAGAGAAACAUUGGAAUUCUCUGCCAGGUGUCAGGGUGUUGGUUCCCGUUAUGGUUCGUCUAUCUUCCCCGCCUGCCUCAAACUGAUGGGGUUUUGUUAGUUAAUCACUUAUCAUACAUUAAUGCAUUUUGAAAAUAUAACAUUUUCUUAAUCUAUCCAUCUCCAGAAAUGUUAGCAGAGUUGUCUAGGAGAGAAAAGGCUGCUAACAUCAAGCCAGAUCCUGAUUUGGAUGUCUUCAUGAAGGCAAGAAUUUAUACUUUUUACUAAAAGUAUUUGCUACUUUUAAUUUCAUUUCAAUGAAAAAGCCUUCUAUUAAUAUGAAUAUAUGAUUACAAAACAAGUAUCCCAUAAUCUCAUCAAACAAACAUCCUACGAUUAGGCAUCGACAUACAAUCGCCCGAAUGAGCAACUCGAGUAGCUGACCACCUAACACACAAGCUUGCUUUAACUUUAGCAGUCCUCAUGCUUCUAAUUGUAUGAAACCUCCACAAAACAUACAGAUCAAGAGUACUGCUAUCCACAAAAAACACAAGCAAAACAAACAAAAACAAUGUAACAAUGGGUCAACACUAGCCAACCACUAAAAGCUCCGCACUGGUUUGCCUGAAACCGCACAUUCAGUCUAUGUAACUACUAACUGGCCAAUAUCAAGUUUUAUUAGAAAAGCCUUUGAUCAAACCCCAACAGCCACGCAUGUCACAGUAUCACAAUAUAACUAGAGCCUUCUGUCAGAAAAGCCUAACUCAUCCAAUAAGUAUCACGAACAUGUGCUAAUUAAUUUAGACGGUUAAACCACCGGCUAGAAAUCCAGUCUGGCCUUGCUCACCACGCCCGCUUCCACCUUGUUUUUUACUUCACAUUAUCACACUCUAAACGGUCGUAUACGACAUUUCAACCGCUCCUCAUCCAUCACUAAGCACCUCCGUGGCUCUGUUUUUGCUCACUAGCAAUCCUAAGAUCUCUUCCUAGCCAUCUCCUUCCACUGUAGUCCUCAUUUGAGAACUUCCCACAUGCCUUAGACCAUAAAGCCAUGGAGACUACAAAGCAAUCAACUGAAAACUCAAAACAUAAUAAUAUGAUUGCAAGCCAGUGGAAAACCAAUGCCACAGAGAUCAUGAGUCAUGAAUGAUUCAAGACGAUGAAAAACAGGCAAUGAAACUCCAGCACGAUGAAAACUAACCUCAAAACUUUGAUCGAAAAAGUUUUGGGACAAACUUCCCAGAGGAGUAAUACCACACCCAGACGGCCAGACUCCAAUAUGACCAGUCUUCUCGCCGAUCAUAACAACAAUCGGAGACAACUCCUUCACUAAAACCUGAACCCUAGGUAGACACAAAGCUACACCUACUCGAGGGAACAGACCUCUGUGUAUAGAUAUUCAAUAUUAUAGUAAUGCUAAAUCAACCCAAUGUAUAACACAACACAAUAGGAAUAAGUACUAUAAACAUAUUGCCAGCACUAAUACUGCCAUAUAAUUUUAAUAGAGAACUUUUCCAAUCGAUUAGCUUUGCUCUUUCUAUUCUAGCUUCUGAUCGAUUAAAUUGCAGGCAGCAGCAACAGAAGGGCAAGAAGCCAAUGUUGUCACCGAUUACAUUCUCAAGGUAAGCAUUUGGAUGGAUGAACAAGAGAACAGAAAUAAAAGCUAUUAAUAAUUUGUGCAGAUCGAUGAGGGAAACUGAUAGAAAAUAAAGAGACUAAUGUAGUUUGAUUUUAUCUGUUUGCGAUGGCUGGCAGAUUCUGGGACUGGACAUAUGUGCAGAUACGAUGGUGGGAGACGAAAUGCUGAGAGGGAUAUCCGGCGGACAGAAGAAGCGAGUGACGACCGGCGAAAUGAUCGUCGGGCCAGCAAAGGCUCUCUUCAUGGACGAAAUAUCCACCGGACUGGACAGCUCCACAACCUAUUCCAUCGUGAACUCGCUCAAGCAAUACGUCCACAUUCUCAAGGGCACCACCGUCAUUUCGCUGCUCCAGCCGGCCCCUGAGACCUAUAACCUGUUCGACGAUAUCAUCCUGUUGUCCGAUGGCUACGUUGUUUACAACGGCCCUCGGGAAACUGUGAUCGAUUUCUUUGAAUCCAUGGGGUUCCAGUGCCCUGACAGGAAAGGCGUUGCUGAUUUCUUGCAAGAGGUGAGUGAAUUCUAAUUCCACAUAUCUUUAAAUCAACAUAGACUAUUAUUGAACUAU
Messenger RNA from Cuscuta europaea, 3215 nucleotides. The record is from the annotation of a GenBank genome assembly. NCBI's taxonomy places the organism in Eukaryota, Viridiplantae, Streptophyta, Magnoliopsida, Solanales, Convolvulaceae.